CCACAUCUAGGUAUGCAUACUUUCAAAAAUGCCACAGUAGUUAUUCUGGGUUGGGGAUUGCUCUGUUGCUCUCUGGGCGCAAUAAUAUCGAAAGAAUAUGACGGAGCUGUUCCCCUGUACCGUCGAGCAAGCGACGAAGAGCCGCCCAUGUCUCCAACAUUUGCAAAUUUGGAUGACAUUGAAGAUGUAGGGCCUUACAGCUCAUUUCCAUACCAGCAAUUGCCGUCAAAAAAUGACAAUUUGCCUGUACAACAUCUCGAGCAACAUACGCCAGCCAACGAGCACAUCGAACAACAAAGCGCAAGUCUUACAGAUACAGCAAAGAAACUAAAGGAAAACAAAGAGAGACUUUCUGAUAGACAGCGAAAAUAUCGCCAAAAACUGAAAAGCGAUCCAAAGAGGUACAAAAUGUUUAGGGAAAAACAUGCUGAAGCACAGAAUAGAAGAAUGAGAAGAUUUCGAGCAAAGAUAAAGGAACUUGAAAGAACAGGCCAACUCAGUGACAAACAGAAAGAACAGAUAGAAAGAACACGAUUUAAAAGUCGAUUGAGAUCGAAAAAGCAUUAUGACAAGUUCAAAAAGAAGAAAUCGUAG
Molecule: messenger RNA, 594 nt
Organism: Meira miltonrushii
Lineage: Eukaryota; Fungi; Basidiomycota; Exobasidiomycetes; Exobasidiales; Brachybasidiaceae
Exons: 1
Coding region: 13-594 (193 amino acids)
Source: RefSeq, a predicted model, not a curated record